UCCAGUCCACUGUCACUCUAUUCUGUACCAAACUUAUUAUUAACUUCUCGAACAUCCCAUCCAUCCUUAUCCACCCACUUAAUACUCCCACCUCCUCCCACUUAUUCCCGCCUACCUACUACUCCCACUUACUCCCACUACUUCUACCACGACGGAGUAGACUACCAACUACCCACUACCAACUACCAACUACCAACUACCAACUGCCAACUACCACAAGUACACAGAGUAUAAUUGAAGGACGACAUCAUCAAUCCACUUUCGUGUCUUCUUCCUCUUCAUGUUAAUGCUUCUUUCUUCAGUUUAAUUUGAACAUUGGAAUCAUUCCAACGAUUCAAGCAAAAGGAGACACAUAACUUAAUUACUCAUUAUCAAUUGUUCACUAGAUUCAUUGUGAAUACUUUUGUUUUUGUUGUUCACAAUCAGUAACUUUUAAUCCUCAAUCAAGUUCGAGUAUUCUAUGGUACAAGCCACAUUUUUGGCUCUCUCGUCCGCUUCUUCUGUUAACAAUACAGAUAUUCAAAAUACAAAAUACCAUCACAUCUUUCUGACGCCUUCCGUUUCAAAGAUACGUUAUCCCAUCAACAUCGAAUAGCUCACAUCUUUCGCACAGCAAUCCUCUCAAAGAUUGUAUAUCAGAGAACAUCUCCCACCCAAAUUCAUGCAAUCUCAACAAUAACCUUGCGACUUAUCAGAACAAUCAAUUCCUCCAUUAUCAAGGAAUAUCACCUACCAAUUUACCUUCUCCAAUACCGAAUAAACUACAAAGAUCUCUAUUGAGCGACAUACCAAACUUCGAUUACCCACAUCCUUUCUAGGCGGUUUCCGCCAACUUAUUCUCCAUAAUGGAUCAAGCCGGGCAUGCUCUCCUGGCUGCCAACCUCAUAUACGCCAGAGCAAAUACUACGAAUGGCACAGCCUCGACGAAUGCGGAUACAGAGGUUCGACCACCUAUAUAUAAAGCAAUUGGAAUAUCAUUGGCCGUGGCUUCAGGGGUUUUCAUUGGAAUAUCUUAUGUCGUGAAGAAGAUUGGAUUAUUGAAGGCAAAUGAGAAAUAUAAUGAAGAAGCUGGAGAAGGGUAUGCCUACCUUAAGAAUGCCCUUUGGUGGGCUGGAAUGACCAUAAUGAUCGUUGGAGAAAUUUGCAAUUUUGUUGCAUAUGCUUUUGUUGAUGCAAUUUUGGUUACUCCGCUUGGCGCACUGAGUGUCGUCAUUACCACCAUCUUAUCCACAAUUUUCUUGAAAGAACGUCUUAGUAUGGUUGGGAAAGUUGGAUGCUUCCUAUGUAUCGUUGGAUCGGUGGUUAUUGUAAUGAAUGCGCCGGCAGAGGCUUCUGCCGCAACGAUUCAGGAAAUGCAGCAUUUUGUUAUCGCUCCAGGGUUUUUAAGUUACGCCGGUGUCAUCAUCAUCGGUUGUACCUUUCUUGCUUUUUGGGCUGGACCACGAUAUGGAAAGAAAUCUAUGCUUGUGUAUCUGUCAAUUUGCAGUUUGAUUGGAGGACUUAGUGUUGUUGCGACACAAGGUCUGGGAGCUGCAAUUGUUACUCAAAUUGGUGGAACCAAACAGUAUGACCAAUGGUUUCUUUACGUUCUCUUCGUCUUCGUCGUCUGUACACUCUUGACGGAGAUUAUAUUUUUGAACAAAGCUCUCAAUAUCUUCAACGCCGCCUUGGUCACUCCAACUUAUUAUGUUAUGUUUACGAGCUCGACUAUCAUCACUUCCGCCAUUUUAUUCAAAGGGUUCAAAGGAACUCCAACUUCUAUCAUUACGGUCGUCAUGGGUUUCCUUGUUAUUUGUUCCGGAGUUGUCCUUCUUCAGUUCUCCAAGUCAGCCAAAGACGUCCCCGAUGCUGCCAUUUUUGCAGGUGAUCUCGACCAAAUGCGUACAAUUGCCGAACAGGAACAACCAGAAACUGAACCAAAGGCUGAUGCUAUUAGAGGAGCAGCAGCUAUUGUUAGAAAAUUCUCUACAACUAGACAGAAGAUGGAAAUGGAGGAAGCUAAGAGGCUUCAUGAAGAAUCCAUCCUGCAGCCGCUUGGUGAAGAUGAGGUCAUUGAGUGGGAUGGUCUUCGAAGACGUAGAACCACGAUUGGCUCCAUGAGUAUGAGAUCUCGUGCUGACUCAGCCGUUCCUCCUCUCCCCGAACCUAUGCGCCAUACACCAACCGCUAGAACAACUCUCCCUAGAACACCUAUUGCACAUCCACCCCUUGGCAUGUCACAUUUUCCAGAUCCAGAUGAGGAACGCGAUGAAGAAGAUCGUCCAGGCACUGGUCUUAGUUCUUCCAUCUUUGGUACUAUUCGCAGCCGUGUAACUCGCGGAAAAUCACUUUCAUCAGCCACAAAUCCUGCGGCCAAUGUCGGAAGUCCUACUCAUCCCGUUCCCUUGACCGAUAUUCGUACCUACAGAGGCGGUGAUGGUGAAAUUUACAAAAGCGAGCAUAGUGAUGAAGCUUACUACAUUCAUGAUAACAAAACUUUUGGCCUGCCGGCUGCUCUACGCGAUCAAAAGACUGAAUAUACUGGCUCAGGAGGUAGACAUAUAACUAUCGCGGAAGACCCACACCGUCCGUUAUCUAGAUCUAGCAACCUUGUUCCACCAACACCACCACCUCACUCUGCCAAAAGACAAUUCUCAUUCCAAAAUGUCUUCAGAAAGAAUGGAGGACCUCAUCAAAAUGACGGACCCCCUCAAGAAAUCCGGUCACCUGAUCGAAAGCGCAUCGGUUCUCGACAUGGAAGCGAUGAGAUCAUCAAGAAUGCUACUGAAGAAGAGAGAAUUGGACUCGUUAAAAAUGAAACGAGAACUGAAAGUCCAUCCGGUACUUCUGCUGCCCCUUCAUUCGAUGAAGAAGAAGAAGAAGAAUUGGAACCAUGGAGUUCGGAAAAUAAAGGAUAUAGGAGAAAUCGUUCCCCUCCCAGAAGGGAUCCUGCAUUGGGAGAAAAAGGGGCUUUUCUUUAAGGAUAAAGUAUAGGAUAGGGAUAUGGAUACGAUGGGAUGAGAUGAUAUGAUUCAUGUGGAGUUUUGGCGUUUGCGAAUACCUAAGAAAUUCUUUCCUGGCAUUUUUAUUUGAUUGAUUGAUUGGUUGGAUGGGUGGAUGCGUUAUCAUUACAGUUGUAUGAUUAAAAGCUUUGUAUAUGAAAAUGGGGCCUAAAAGGCGAUUUGGUAUAGGGAAACCAGGAGAGAAGGAAGAAUUGAAGAAAUGAAUGAGAAGGAAGGAGCAAGGACCUAUUGACCUAGGAAUCCUUGAUUACCUAGAAUCCUUUUGCUAUAACUAUAGUCUUGAUAAAGGAGACUUACUCUGUACCUAUACCUAUACCUAGAAGAUACCUAUAUGCUACAAUUAAA
Messenger RNA from Sclerotinia trifoliorum, 3347 nucleotides. The record is from the annotation of a GenBank genome assembly. Lineage: Eukaryota; Fungi; Ascomycota; Leotiomycetes; Helotiales; Sclerotiniaceae.